GGGGGAGGAGUAAGUUGUCUCGCGACGGUCGUUUCGCUGGCACCACCACGAUCUCUCGCCACCAGCACAUGUGGAAGUCAACGUCCUCCAUUGUGGGCAAGACCAGCGGCUUGGAUGACCUGCCCAUGGUCCUGCAACAAGAGAUCAAUGAUUUCCUUCACUUUGCGCAAAAUCGAAAACAGCAGAAGCUCGUGCCACGCAUUAACAAGGUGGACUUUACAAAGCCAAUGCCAGACUCGGAGUUCAGCCUCUGUCUUCAACUUCAGCUUUACAGCAAGGAUUUCGUCGAUGGCUGGCCUCUUUCGUCGAUGACGUCCAUAGCGUCCAUGUCCCUUACAUCGAUCUCCCUCGAGCGCGAUCGCGGCAAAUUUACUCUUGUUGUGCGCAUCCCAAAGGCGUACCCACAGGCAUCGCCCGACAUAUCGUGCGUCAUGGGGGGCGAAUACGUUCCCCCACAACUCAAACGCGGGCCAGCGUUCGUCAUGCCUUGGAUUCAGCAGGGCUGGCCAUCCACGUAUUCCCUGCUUCAGUUUGCAGAAGACUUGUGCACAGCACUUGGAGCGCCCGAGGACAUUGCCACAGCCAGCUUCCUUGCGCCGGACCCAAAAGUAUUUCCCCUCAACACGCAUCACUAUGGUGCUAGCCCUACGUCGCAGCCCUCGACCGACCUGCCAAAGCCAUCGGUUGAACACACUGUGGACUUGCUGAUGAUGGGCAAUGAUUAUCAUGCUGAAAGGCAGGUAAAACAGUUGUCCUUUCAAGGUUCGGCAAAGUUGGCAACUACCAACAUUGGUUCCCCAAAUCCAUUCGAUUCCAGUCCGCAUACGUCGGUGCCGAAAGCAAACGCGCAGAUGUUGAACCCAGAUUCUUCUGGGAAACGGGGCAGUGUGUCCCCUCAGUCCACGCACGAUCUACUGGGCAUGCAUCAACCAACUACUCCAAGCCAUUCGAAUGGUCGAAGCGCGACGAAUGACUUACUUGGCUUUGACAUGGCGCUGACGUCCUCAUCGCAUCUGCCACCCCCCGUCGUGCUGCGAAGCAACGGCCACAGCACAGGAACCCUCGCGAUUCAAACGAGAAACGGGGGCAACACAAGCCCCCAAGGCGGAGGCAAUGUGCAGUCGCCCCGGGGAUUGGAAUUGCGCUACCAGAGCAACGAAUGCUGCAUCAAGUGCAAGUUCAAGGACGAAGCGCGGCGGUUCGUGUUUGACAAGUCCAUGAGUUUCCAGCAACUGCAAGACGCGAUCAUGCGGUUGUUUCAAUUCCCGCCCACCACCGUCGUCACGCUGGCGUACUUGGACAGCGACGGCGACAAGUGCGGAUUGUCGUCCGACGAGGAACUGCGAGCGGCCUUGUCGCACUUUCCAGACACGUUGAUUCUGCAUGCAGACAUCAAGCAAGGCGAACCACCCAAAAAGCCAGAGCCGCCCGUGGUGCCAGCGCCUAUGAGGGGUCCGAGUGGGGCCAAAACAGAAGACACGAGUUUACGAGAAAUCAAAAUCGAGGAUGUAAAGCUCGAAAAGUGUAUUGGCGUGGGCUCCAGCUGCAAAGUGUACAAAGCAAUCUGGAGAGGCACCGAAGUGGCGAUUAAAAAGUUCACGUCCCAGAACGCCGACACGGUCAACAAAGAGUUCAAACACGAAGUGCACAUGAUGACGCACCUGGGGUGCCACCCGUGCAUCGUCCUGCUCUUGGCCGUGUGCUCCACCCCCAAGAGCAUCGUGUUUGAAUACCUGCCCUUCUCCCUCUUCGAGCAAAUCAACGGCUCCCAGGACCCGUCCAAGAAGAUUCCGCCGUUCCCCAACACGUGGCAAAAGCGGCUGCAAAUGAUUAUGGAUGUCGCGCGGGGGCUGCAGUUUCUGCAUUCGUUCAACAUUGUCCACCGUGACCUCAAAUCACUAAACUUGCUCAUCACAGACGAAGGCCGAGUGAAACUUGCUGAUUUUGGCAUUGCCAAGCUCGCACAAGAUGAGUUUAUGACGCGGUGUUGCGGCACCUAUCAGUGGAUGGCGCCGGAGGUGAUAGUGAGUCAGUCGUAUUCUGUGAGCGCCGAUAUUUACAGCUUUGGCGUGGUGAUGUGGGAGAUCUGCGAAGCGUCGGUGCCGUUUGCCGACACCCCCGCCGCGCUGGUGGCCAUGGCGGUGAUUCAGGAAAAUAAACGACCGGCGAUCUCGCCCAACAUUCCCACACCGCUCAAGGAGCUUAUCUGCAAGUGUUGGGACAAGGAGGCCACCGUGCGCCCUGAUGCGGCCACGAUUGUGAACGACCUGACCAAGUUCCUCCAAGCUAGUCAAACCCCAACGUAGUACACACGAUGGGGCUCAACUGGGCGUUCUGAAGCCAACGGCAUGUCACGGGAUGGGUUGUUGGAAUGGGUAGUAAAAAUAUAACACAAUUUCUUUCCGCUGCUUGAACGGCUUGGGGGAAUGCAAUAGAGGAG
This is a messenger RNA of Aphanomyces astaci, 2440 nucleotides long. RefSeq names its product TKL protein kinase. The record is from RefSeq and is a predicted model, not a curated record. The transcript has 18 exons. The coding region runs from base 69 to 2306 and encodes 745 amino acids. NCBI's taxonomy places the organism in Eukaryota, Oomycota, Saprolegniomycetes, Saprolegniales, Verrucalvaceae. Gene Ontology annotation, biological process: protein phosphorylation. Gene Ontology annotation, molecular function: ATP binding; protein kinase activity; protein binding.